Messenger RNA from Acanthochromis polyacanthus (spiny chromis), 3413 nucleotides. It is a transcript of the gene pla2g15, whose product is annotated as phospholipase A2, group XV. The transcript has 7 exons. NCBI's taxonomy places the organism in Eukaryota, Metazoa, Chordata, Actinopteri, Pomacentridae. The record is from RefSeq and is a predicted model, not a curated record. Gene Ontology annotation, biological process: ceramide metabolic process; phosphatidylcholine metabolic process. The coding region runs from base 227 to 1480 and encodes 417 amino acids. Gene Ontology annotation, cellular component: lysosome.
UUCUCGUUCGACUACAUCUGCGCUCGAUACUUGUGGUCUGGAUCUCUGAAGUUGCGGGUGGAUUUUUUUGUGAUCUGCAUCUCGUGAUGGUGAUGACCGUCGGCGGAGGGAACAGUGUGUUAAAAAUGAUCCGGGGCGUUUAAAAGCGGACCAGAGGAGCCGGGCUGCGGACCUGAACACAGCGAGAAGAAGACGAUGCUCUGUCGGCUAUGAGACACAGGGAGCCAUGGCGGGCUGGCACUGGGAAACCGCCUCUUCUGUCGGCUUCUUGUUGUUGCUGUUGUCGGCUCUGAGCUCCGGGAGACCGCAGGAGAAAUGUCCUGGAGACAAGUCCUGUCCGCCCCCGAGACCCCCCGUUGUCCUCAUUCCAGGAGAUCUGGGAAACCAGCUGGAGGCGAAGCUGGACAAACCCAGCGUGGUUCACUACAUCUGCUACAAGAAGACCGACGUCUACUUCACUCUGUGGCUCAACCUGGAGCUGCUGGUUCCCGUGGCCAUCGACUGCUGGAUCGACAACAUCCGGCUGAUCUACAACAGAACCACCCACAGCACUGAGGCGCCGCCCGGCGUCGACAUCCGGGUCCCGGGCUUCGGCAAGACGUUCUCGCUGGAGUACCUGGACCCCAGUAAACGCAGCGUGGGCAUGUACUUCUUCAGCAUCGUCCAGGCGAUGGUGGAGUGGGGCUACACCAGGGAUGAUGACGUCAGAGGAGCGCCGUACGACUGGAGGAAAGCCCCCAAUGAGAAUAAAAAGUACUUCCUGGCGCUGCAGCAGAUGAUCGAGGAGAUGGCAGAGAAGGCCGGGGGUCCGGUGGUGCUCAUCGCUCACAGCAUGGGCAACAUGUACACGCUGUACUUCCUCAACCAGCAGCCGCAGGCCUGGAAGGACAAAUACAUCAAGGCCUUCGUCUGUCUGGGACCGCCGUGGGCCGGCGUGGCCAAGACCCUCCGAGUGGUCGCCUCUGGUGAUAAUAAUCGCAUCCCAGUGAUCAGCUCGCUGAAGAUUCGCGCUCAGCAGCGAACUGCCGUUUCCACCAACUGGCUGCUCCCCUACGCCCAUUCUUGGCCCAAAGAUCAGGUGUUGGUCCAGACGCCCAAAACCAACUACACCGUUCAGGACUACCAGCGGCUCUACUCGGACAUCGGCUUCGAGGACGGCUGGCUGAUGCGUCAGGACACCGAGUCGCUGGUGGACGACCUGACGCCGCCCGGAGUGGAAGUCCACUGUCUGUACGGCACCGGCAUUCCCACGUCCGAGUCCUUCCAGUAUUCGGACAAGUUCCCCGACGUGGAGCCCACGGUGGUGUACGGCGACGGCGACGGGACGGUGAACCUGCACAGCGCCGUCCAGUGCCGACGGUGGGCCGGGAAGCAGAAACAGCCGGUGACGCUGAAGGAGCUCCCCGGGAACGAACACGUCAACAUGCUGUUGAACUUCACCACCGUGGCUUACAUCAAGACCGUGCUGUUCUCGCCGUGACCACGCCGGCAUGGAGGCGGCGGCAUCAUGCUCACAGUGUAAUAUUUAAACUUUGUACUGACAGGAACCGACUCACCUCACCUCCGGAAACACUGACCGCCAAAUAUCCCCCUCCUCACGCCUCAUCGCUCCCAUCAAAGUGUUCAGAUUUUAUAGGACGGAGGUAAAUUUUAGAUUCAUUUUAUAUCUAGCCGCGAUCCUCCAGUUUACGUUGAUGUCAGGUUGUUUACUGUCGAGCAAACCAAAAUGCAAUGACUUUUCUAUAUCAGUGUCAGAUUUUAAAUAUUUAUCCAACGUGUGCUCUGAUAAAGGAACGUCUGAAAGCAGGGAUCCACUGUUUGUGCCACUUGAUCCCACUUUUAAUAAUAAUGUUGUGAACGAGAUUUCUGAGCUCCUCUGACUGUAAUCGAGUUACAAGUAAAUAGUAAGGCACAGACUGUAUUAUGAUCCCUCUCUGUGAUUAUUUUUAUGAGAACAGCUGGCGUUAUGCUUUUGUAUUUUGAUUUCUGUUGAUAUUUUUGUUGAUUUCGUUGUUUUUUUCCAUGUUGCACGAGUCGAGGGCUGAAGAAUUGAAAGCAAAGUUGCUUUUUUAGGAGCUUUUAAGUGCAUUUUUGGAGCUUCAUCAACGAAAAUAAGCGAUAAAGGCCAUUAAUUUGCUAGUGAAAGCCGUGGAAAAUGCUACCAAGUGGACUUUUAAGUGUUAGAUGACAAGAUUUUGACAAAUAAAUCCACACUUACUGGCUUUUCUCAUGUUUAGGUGUCAGUUUGGUGAAGGAGUUCAUGAGAAGUAGGUGAAAGCAGCAGAUAAUCUAUUUCCCCUCCUGUUGUCGUCAUUUAUGGGCACCAAAAAAUGUUGUUUCCUUGUCCGAAAAAAAUCCAAAAAAUUCAGCAAAAAAAUUCCCCAAAUUUCUGAAAAUUUGCAAAACCUUCAGGAAGAAAAUUCCAAUAAUUCCUUUAAAGUUUUAUUUUAAAUAAUCCCUCAAAUUUGGCAACAAAAUUCUUUUAAAUAUUUUCAAAAAAUCUGUAAAAAUCUUUCAAAAAAAUCCUACAAAUAUCUAAAAUGAUUACAUAUAAAUCAGUAUUUUCUUUAGGAACAUUCACAAAAAAAUCAACCAAAAUCCAGCGAGUUUCGCUGGAUUUUGGUUGAUUUUUUUGUGAAUGUUCUUAAAGAAACAUGUUUUUAACAUUUCUUUUUGCCACCAAAAAAAUGUAGAAAAUAUCGACAUCAGACGUUUCAUUGUGAAAAUAUUUUUUUUCUCACAUUUUUCUUCACAUUUUUAAACUAAAACGGGUGAGUUUUGACCUGCAGGACGACACGAGGGUUAAAUGGAGUUCUUAUUUAGUCAUUUCAUACUAAAAAAUAAGCUUUUACAGUCACAUUUUAACAUUUUAGAGAAGUUAAACUCCUGCUCUCUGUUGUUUUCUUUGCUAAAUGGAAAGUGAUGGAGUGUUUUUUUUCAAGGUUUUAUCACACAAAUGAACUACAUUGAGCAUAGGAAUGUUGGUUUUCAUCAUGAACUCCUGCAUCUCAAUCACAAAGGAGCAUCUCUUCCUGUUUUUGCCGGUUCUUUUAACAUCUUUGCUGGAUUUAUUUCGACCCAAACUGGAAUCGAACUUGGAUCAACGUGUGGACUCAUAAUGAGGAUCGUGUCUUUUAUUGUUAUUAUUGUUAUAAUUUGUUGAUUCGUCUGUGUUUGGGCGGAUGUUCUGGUGGAAAUGAUUGUUCUGUGCCAUGCAGCCCUCACAGGGUGGACCAACAUGAGAUCAGGUGUGACGUCAUGAGCGUGUGCUGCCUUCUGUAGAGUAAAAUAUUUCAGAUCUCACAUCCAGACGCCGAGUUUUUAAUCUGGUUAAAGGUUUGUCUCAUUUCAAGUUGAAAAACUGCAGAAUAAAAGUGUUGUUCCUUCAUAAAGUGGUCAAUUUUGAGAUUUUA